Messenger RNA from Pseudo-nitzschia multistriata, 2845 nucleotides. Lineage: Eukaryota; Bacillariophyta; Bacillariophyceae; Bacillariales; Bacillariaceae. The record is from the annotation of a GenBank genome assembly.
CAASAAAUACGAACUWAAACUGAUAGCAUUUUUCCCUUGUUGUUACUGUCGAUUAGUCUCAUCCAAGGUGCCAUAAKACGAGUGAGUCUGAUUGGGAAAAUGCAAGAAAACCAAAAUAAGCAACAAAAUACAAGAGCUGCGGCACAGUGGAACCCAGCCAUGAAGAAAAAUCGUKGUGAUCAUCGUCGUCGCCACCGAACCGACUUUGUGGUUUCAAAACCUAUCAGCAGCAGCAGGGCUUGUGUUUUGCUACGGUCAGAAAUCCUUUGGACCGUCGCAACCAUGCUCGCACUUUGUUCCUGCAAUUUCUCACACCAUCCAUGCGACGCAAAAACUUAUCCACCUGAAAUUUCGCCARGAAUGGUGACGACAACCACUAAUCGACCACUUCUCCGUGGCGUCGCCGGCGACGGUUCGAGAGCUGAACGAAAAGGUAAAUCCACAAGAAAUGAUCUCUCCACUCACAUGGAAAUUCCCGAGUUGCAAACACAAACGAGAAUGCUCUGGCGGAACGAAACACCCAGAGACGACGACGACUCUUUCGUGAGCACAAGCGACCAAGAACACGAACGAAAACACAGAGAGGACAACAGUCAUCACCAAAACAUUACUAUCGGCGCGACGUUGGUUGUCGUUGAUAAGCAGACAACGGGUAACGAAACAACAACWACAACCACGAAAGAUGAUGACGAWGUUUUCUACGAUGUCAUACCGAUUUUUCCUACAAACAACACCGAGGCCACAGACGAUCUCUUUGCAAACGAAACAAUWGGUAUGUUGGAGGAUGAUGAAMARGAUGACGAGGCAAUUCCGACUCAACAAGAAGAAGAUAACAGUUACGAGAUAAUGGRGGACGAAGAAAACAUAGAUGAUAACAAUGAUGCAGAUGGAGUAGAUGACGAUGACGAUGACCAUAACGAUAACAAUGACGAUGACCGAAACGAGGACCAAAACGAGGACGAAACCCAGCAGCYACGGCCGCCCAAGAAGGAUUGCUUGUGGAGGGUGCUAACUGGCACUGGUUGCACCGGUUCGUCAUCACAGGGUGACGAGACAGGAAAUGGCGGAAGCAUCAUCCAAGGCUAUCAACAUGACUAUUUGGUGGCCGAUGGGACGUGUCGCUACAACGAUUUUCUGGGAUACUACCGGGCUGGUUGCCAGCAACAGCAAGCUACCUCAACAUUUUCAGCAACAACACGGAAUACUGUAGAGUUCGAAACAAAUACAGAUGCCACUAUUGUCUUGGAAGCCGUCUUUUGCUACGAUCCGAAGUGUUCCAGCGGGUGCAUGGAUGGAUCUGUCGUCCAUCCAAGCAAGGUGUACACGUCRAACACGUGCUAUGCAUCUUCCUAUUACUAUAAGAAAGGGCUUAUGAUGUCAAAAGAGGAGGAGAAUGACACGCACUAUUACUACCCGUUUGGGUUCGAGUUUGUUGGCGGAUGCUUUGAAUCUGAGAACUGCCACAAUUACUCGAUCAGUUAACGAGCAWAUAAUCACACCGAACGAAGGCAGACUAUGCCGAGAGCAGAAUGGAACAAAAAAGAUGACACAGACCGUAAAAGGAACGAUUCUGAAACCAUUUACCAUCCGUAAAAAGAAACCUUGUAACAACAUUUUCAACACACUACCUAAAGACAUACGAAAUGUGCUCGUAAAGGAAUAACUUUGAAUCAUAGUAGCAUGAUCAUCACAUUCGCUAAGAAAUUGCCUCUGAGGAAUUAAUUUGUUGGCAUGAACAUUKAAUUUUGAUUCAAAACCAACUAAGAUUAGAUUAAAAUUCUGGAAACAGAAAUUAUAGGAAUAGUAUAGCUCCACAUAUAUGUGAUCGAAAAAAUCAGCUGGCCCCAUCGGAUGGGAUUGCUAGGACCRGAAAUCUAUUCCUCACUUCCAAGUGGAUCACCAAACGGGUUCCUAAGUUGAAACGAAAUGACUGCGUUAGCSUUGCACUUCACACUUCAAGGAAGCUGUAAAAUGUAUCACACGAACGAUGGCACAGGUGUGUGAUAGUGACGUUGUUGAUAUUGCCUAWACAUAAUGUGAACGAAGCAUUUCAUGAAAAAUAGAAUCUAUUCAUUACUAUAGAUUGGAAAAUGAGCUUYGAGAAACAGCAAACCAUGGUAUAGGAGAAAAGCACUGCAGAGAGUCUGCAGAGAGAGGGUGGGAUGAAUUCAAGUUCGUGUUUUCGAGUAACGUAUAUCCAAAAAAAAGCGACUCUCAUUUGCGAAUCACGUUUUGGAUGCAAUAAAUUGGUUGUACUCUAGAAACCUUCGAAAGAUCACUCGACAAUUACCGCGACAUACAAUACACAUACAGUACUAAUCGCUCUUGAUGUUGAAGUUUUGCUUUUUCCCCGCGCCUCCGUUUCCUCCUCCGUGCUUGGAYGUGUGCGCCAUCUUGUGCUGCUGGUGCCGCGCCUCCUGUUUUUGGGCAAGUUUUUCUUCCUUGUUCAUCUUUUGGGUUUUCUGGGCUUGCUGUUGCUGGAUUUCUUGGAGCUCUCUCUCUGCUGUCAGGGCCUUGUCGACGUACCGCAUGGCCACGACAAUAACAACGUCGGCAAUCAUAAAAGGGACCUUGGCCUCCUGAGAAGCAUCGUUGGUGCACGGUGUUGUUAAAUAUUUUGUUAGAAAACCGAAAACAGGAGUGCAUCCUUCGUCCGCAAAUCAUUUUACGUGGGUCAGCAACGAACAACACGGCAAACCAAAUCCGGUCGAUCGAACAGUAAUAGCGAAUGCUCCCAAAUAUUAUUCCGCAACAAAUACAAACCGAGGAAACAUACCGGGAUCUGCCAGUAAAAGUGGUUCAACAGAGUCAAUGCCAUCUUAGAAAAUAAUCGGUUUGGUUUUUG